AUGUCUGGAACAGCUUCCUUCUCCAACGCAGGCAUCGAGAUACAAUAUCUCAACCAAUCAGCUAUCCCACGCUCGCCUUACACGCAAAAGAUGAAUCCCAUCUUCGCCGGUCUUAUUACACCUCCUGAAUCUCCCAUUCGAUACGCCCAGCGGGACUCUCUUGAUACCACCGCAGCUCACUCACCUGUUCUCUCAAAUUUGGAGGCAAAUCCGGCUCUGAGCUCUACGAACGAAGUCCAAAAGGCUGUGGAAGCUUUGUCUGUUGCUAUCAGAAAUGCAAGUGCUGAGCAAGAUGCCAAUUUCACCAAAGUACCGUCGACACCAGUGACUCCUGUUGACUUCGACAACAUCCGCGAGGCUAUCUACUCAAUCGUCGAGAACACAGUAGAGGAGAAGAUGGCCGAUGCCAUGGGUCCUCUGCGAUUGAACAUCAGCAAACUAGAUGAUUUGCAAUCACAUUUUCGCCGCGAGACUACCGACAUACGAGAUCAAAACGACACAAUGAGCCGUCAGCUUGAUCUUCACUAUCGCACCGUUGAACAACAUGCCGAGGAAUUCAAAUCCCAAUCCAGGACUAUGCACACUAUGAUCGGAGCUCAGGCUGACAAUAUCGCCGCCACCAUUAACAUGGUCAAUCAUCUCUCCCAAGUUGUCACCAACUUACCUCUCGCUAUCAACCAAGUGGUCCACAGUGCAGUUCAACAGCAGACUCAGCUGGCCCUUCGAGACAUCAUGUUUGCUCAACAACAAGCCAUGUUUUCCAUCUCAGACGUCUCCAGGGCUCGGCAAUCAGUGUCUAGUGAUGGCCUCUCCAGCCAAUGCACUUGCAACCACCAUUGCUUGGAGAUUGAGUCUAUGGCAUCAACGCAGCAUGGCAGUGGCUCUCUCAAGCAAAUUUCUCCCAAUACUUCCUCCAAGUCAAAUCGCGGCUUCAAGCAUGCAUUGAGGAGGUUAUUCGGGUCUAACAAACUCCAAUUCAUUGCCAAUUGUCUUCUUCAUACCUUCAAGAUGGGCCUUCCAGAAAUGAAGACUACUCCCAAGAAGAGCCAGACUGCGGCUCAUGACCACCGCACUCCUUCCAAGGUGAUGAAGGCUCAAAUAACCCCCAGGGUCAACAAGCUCAAGACACCUGGUUCCACUCCCAGAGACACUGCUUACACUCACAAUCUUCCCACUGGCGAGCAGAAGAAGGGCAAUGGCCGAGUCACUGGCCGCAGCCUCAUCAUGUGGAACCGUCCUCGCAUGACUGAGAAGCUUCUUCUCCACAUUCACUACGAAUGUGUUCGUCACAAGGUCAACAUUCCUUGGGAUGCCAUUUCUCACCGCCUUCGCCCCGGCUCUUCUGGCCAGGCAAUCUUGCAGCAUGUCAACCGCCUUCGCAAGGAACUCCUCGCUGAAGGCCACAUGGUGCCUCCCCCUGCCCACAAGACCUCACCUUCCACUCCCUAUGAUCCCACCGUCCGAGGCUACGUCCGUGACCCUACUAGCGAUGACAAGCGUGCCACUCGCUCAGUUGGUUUCGACGAGAAGCUGGAUGAUGCCAAGAUCAACCUUCCCGAUGCUUUUGACGCUAUGGACGAAGGUGAAGACGAGUUCUUCCCUGAAGCCAAUGGCGACGAGCUCUACAGUCCUGAGGCUGAUGCCGAUGUCAUUGCCCUUGAGGACGAUAUCCCACUCCCAGUCACGCCGACUCCCGUCCGUCACGCAGCGCCUCGCCCCCCUGUGUCUGCUUCUGCUACUCAGUACAACCUGAAGGCCCAGAGCAUUCAGCAAGACAACGUCGCUGCUACUCAACAGCUUGACCUCUUUGACAACAACCUAUUCGCUGACAUCACCCCUCCCAACUUUGUGCUCAACAACACUGAGGGACUGCAGCCUAUGGGUAUCCAGAACCCUAUCGCUUUUACCAAUGAAGCUCAGCUUUUGAUGGGCGGAGCCAACUUGUUUGACCCUUUUACCACCCAGCCUCUCACCAAGCCCAGCCAUGAGCAGAUCAGCCCCUGCGGCCAGUCACCUCUUGGCAAUGUUCCUAACUCUUUCUUCAUGGGAAAUCCAUUCAACCUUCAAUCCGGUGGCUUCUACAACAACUUGGCUCAGGCUAACUUCAUGGCUCAGCCUAACCUCAUGGCCCAACCUCCCUUUGGCUUCGCCAUGCCGCCCACUCCUCCUGAUCUUUUCAACCCUGAGGAGAAGGAGGAACCCCAGAGCUCCCCAGCUGCCAACGAACACAGAGGCAUCUCCGUCUCGCCUGUGUCGUCCCCAGUUGCAGCCCAGCUGCCAACUUUCCAGCCAGAGACACUCCAGCCAGAGAUUGAGAGCCCAGAGCAGCAGUUCGACGAGGCCACUCCUGCACUCCCAUUUUCCGACGAUUUUGUCGGCCACGAGCUCUUGCUCGAGUUCCUCGCCAACUCGGAGUAA
Molecule: messenger RNA, 2418 nt
Organism: Trichoderma harzianum CBS 226.95
Lineage: Eukaryota; Fungi; Ascomycota; Sordariomycetes; Hypocreales; Hypocreaceae
Exons: 5
Coding region: 1-2418 (805 amino acids)
Source: RefSeq, a predicted model, not a curated record